UUGGGCUGUAGUUCAUGUUAUGGACUUAUUUACAUUAACCUGACUUAAUUCUUUUACUUUAGUUAUGACAACUUGCUUUCAUGAGUUCAAUUAACUUAACAAUCACGCAUUUUAUCUCAAACGAACUUUUUAAUUUGAGUCGAAGUGAAACAAUUAAGUUUAAUGCAGCUUUACGUCUGACGUCAUUACGUAAGCUCCGCCCGGGGCAAAUCCUGCAUCUCUGGUACCGACCGCCAUUUCUUCUGAGCAUUGACUGUCGACGAGAUUCAGAUAAAAUAGUAAGUAUGCUGCCCCACCAUAACCAAACAUUAAAUAAACGGUGUAAAAAUAUUUAAAACUUUUUCUAACUUAAAUUUGAAACAUUGAACUGUGUUUAACGUCGAAGUGUCAUCAGUUAUUUGCUCUUAACACAUUUGCUAAUUGUAAUUAGCCGCGCUGUUCGGCGGUUCAAAUCUCAACAUGUUUUAACAUAACUACUCUGAGUCAGACUGAAUGUUUAUUUUGUAUGUGUACUUUUACGCUAAAAAACCUAACUUGAAAUUACAGAGGUGGGGGUGUUCUGUGCAAAACUAAUUUAAUGUGAUGCAACUCCACUGUGCUAAUCACUGUUAGCUGCAGCCGGUGAAGCCAUUUUUUCCAGUUUUCUCAUGCUGCUUACUGGCGACAUAAUAUAAAACGCAUAAUAUCCUGACAGCGCUAAGAAUCCAUCAGGUGUCAUUUCUCUUAAAAAAGCAAAUUGUGUCUGUAGGAACAUUGCGCAGUGUUCUAGCUAGCCGUUGAUCCCCAGGCACUGGGCCGGGCUGAGACGCCCUCGGGCUGGGCUGAGGAUUUCACAGCUUCACUUUCGGAGCUCUGCAUUUAGUAGCCUGCCCCACAGACUCCGCCCCGGCUAGAUCGCUUCUUGCCCUGUAUUAUUUCUCUGCAAUUUGCAAUCUACCACAGCGCACGGACAGUUCACAAUGUGCAUGUUUGAUCUCCCUAUGGUCGUCCGCGCCCUUGAUUUCACCGGCUACAGAAAUCGAAAUGACAACCGGCAUGAACGCGAGGAAAAGAAAGAAGAAAAAUUAAGAUCAAAUGAAAAUUUCAGGCAUUAGCAUUUCUGGCUAGAACCCUGUUGUAUUAACUUCUUUUACCCACUUCUCUUUCCAGGCCUAGAACCAAGAAUCAUCAAACCACAUAAGUGUUGCACUUAAUGUGGAGAUGCAAAGACUGCAAGAGGGUGUUUUCCAGAAGAUCUGAAUUGCUCAAGCACUACAAACUAGACCACAGGCAUUAUGGACGGGGUUAUUCGUAUCCAUGCUCAUAUUUAAGUUGUGCAUGUAGAUUCAAGACCUGGAAUGCUUUACUGAGCCAUUUAUCAAGAAAUCAUCCAGUCAAACAAACAGUUACCAAAGACUUAACCAGAUUCAAAUGCCCCAUUUGUGAUUUUAAUCAACUUUCCACUGAGAGAGAUUUUUUUCAACAUAUAUUUCAACAUCUCAAGAACAAGGAAACUGUCACGUGUGUGUUUCAGGACUGUGUUUAUCAAACAAAUAUUUACGAGAACUACAAAAGUCAUAAAUACAGAAAACAUUCUGACAUUAGCAAUACAUUUAAGACUGGGAUUACUGAAAAAAAACAAUUAGACUGUGGUGAAGAAUUGUGUGUUAGUUCUGGUACUGAUAUUUUUGAUCAAGACAGUACUGCACAAGCUAAUCAAGAUCACACAUUUAAUGAGACUGAUUCUGAAAACUUACAGAGAGAUAUUGAACUUAAACUUGCAUCAGUUCUUCUAAAGUUAGAAAGCAGUUUUCUUGUGUCAAAUGCAGCUAUUGAUGAACUAUUGCAGGAGUUAAACUAUUUAAUUGGUUCUUUGUCCCUGCCAGUUACAUGCAGAACUGUAACCCAAAUACUACAUGAUCACCUUUGCCAGUUUGACCAGUCAGUUAUUGAAAAACUUGCCAGGGCCCUCUGUGAAACAAACCCUGUAAACAAAGCAAUAGGAGAUAAAGGCUCCCUUUCUAGUGCUUGGAGACGAAAACAAUUCUAUAAAAGACAUUUUAAAGUGGUAGAACCUGAAGAAUAUAUUCUUGAUAAAAAAAAUAAUAAGUCAUUCCAGUAUGUAUCAAUCCUAAAGUCUUUGCAGCAAGUUCUUGACUGUGAGGUUAUCUUGGAUCAGACUGAUAAUUUAAAUUGUGUGAAUAAACUACUACAAAGAAGUAGUGUUCAUACAUAUAGGUCUUUCUAUGACGGGUCAUUUUUUAGUGAAAAUGAGCUUUUGUGUAAGGAGGAGAGCAUUUCAUUAAUAUUGUAUAUUGAUGAUUUUGAAAUAUGCAACCCUCUCGGUACAUCUAAACGGAAGCAUAAAAUUUGUGGCUUAUACUGGAUUCUUGGUAAUUUGCCACAGGGGUGUAAUUCUAACUUGUCUUCCAUUUACCUGGCUGCUUUAAUCAAAACUAAUGAUUUGAAGUGCUAUGGUUACGAGAAGGUUUUAGAACCUUUACUUAAUGAGCUUGUGAUUUUGGAACAAGAAGGGGUCUUUGUGUCAAAGUUGGGUAGAGCUGUAAAAGGCACAGUUCAGUGCGUGGUUGCAGAUAAUCUUGCUGCCCACAGUCUUGGUGGCUUUGUAGAGAACUUCACAGGGUCAUACAUAUGUAGGUUUUGUUUGGCAGUUAAAACAGACAUUCAAACUACAGAGGUUAGAAGUGGUGCAUUUACCCUGAGAACGAAAAGCAUUCAUGCAGAUCACUUAAAAAUUCUUCAGGAACGUGAAUUUCCAAGUUAUCAGGGUGUCAAAUCAACUUCCAUUUUAUCACAUUUAUUGUAUUUUGACAUUACCACAGGUCUUCCUCCAGACAUUGUGCAUGACCUUUUUGAAGGAGUUGUUCCUUUUGAAUUAGCUUUGUGUCUGGGUGUUUUGAUUAAGAAAAAAUAUUUCACAUUGGUAUCACUGAAUGACGCAAUAGCAUCUUUCAAUUUUAAGGGGACUGAUAAAACUAAUCGACCUCAUCCAAUUGCUCUCAAUUUUGAAGCCAAAAAAAGUGUUGGGGGUAAUGCACAUGAGAAUUGGAGUUUGAUCAGAUUUUUACCUUUGUUGAUUGGACACAGAGUGCAACAUGAAGAGCCAGCUUGGCAGAUCUUAACAGACUUAAGGGACAUUGUUGAUCUUGUGGUCUGUCCUAUUCACACAGAGGACUCUAUUGCUUACCUUGACUUUAAGAUCUCAGAGCACAGAACACAAUUCCAGGAGGUUUUUCCUAAUUGUGACCUUAAACCAAAACACCAUUUCUUGGAACAUUACCCGCACUUGAUUCGCCAAUUUGGUCCUUUAGUAGCCUUAUGGUCCAUGCGCUUUGAAGCUAAGCAUAGCUUUUUUAAAAGAGUUGCACGAAAUAUCAAGUGCUUUAAAAAUGUCCUCUGUUCCCUUGCAGAGAGACACCAGUAUCAGAUGGCACAUCAUUUGCAUUUAUCUGGUUUUCCUAAACCUCUUUUGGAAGUUACAAAUGUUUCCACAGUAACAACUGAUGUUCUCGACAAGGGAAUAGUAAAUGCUCUAAAACAGAAGUUUUCAAAUCUGGCCACAGUGUGCAUGACUAAAAGUGCAACAUUUAAUGGACUGAAGUACAGAUGCGGGAUGAUCUUGAUCCAUGGCUCAUUAGGAGGAUUACCAGAGUUCAUUGAAAUAAUCCAAAUGGUGAUCCUGGCAAACCAGUUAUUCUUUCUGGUCAGAAAACUUGAGGGGUGGUAUGUUGAGCAUUACAGAUCUUAUGAGCUGAAAACAUCAGACAAAGAACUGAAACUGGUUGAGCUACAAGACCUAACAGAUGUAUACCCGCUGGAAGACUACAGAAUUAGAGGAAUACGUCUUGUUACUGUGAAAAGAUAUAUUCACGUUUAAGGAUUGUCAUGGCAAGUUCAAAACCUGCAAGACUGAAGGUGAUUCUAGGAGAGAGCAACACUGAAAAACUGACUCUUCCAGAUGGCAUACCAGACUCUCUGGAUGAGCUUCUCAGCAAGGUGAAGGAUACCUUUGGUUUAAAGACCAAUGUCAGAUUGCAAUAUAUGGACAAAGACUUUGGUAAUGAC
Xiphophorus maculatus (southern platyfish) is the source of this 4065-nucleotide messenger RNA. RefSeq lists its product as uncharacterized. The record is from RefSeq and is a predicted model, not a curated record. The transcript is spliced from 3 exons. Lineage: Eukaryota; Metazoa; Chordata; Actinopteri; Cyprinodontiformes; Poeciliidae. Bases 1193 to 3877 code for a protein of 894 amino acids.